AUGGACGCCUCUCCUGUCCUCAACUACGGCAUUCAGUACCAGUGGUUCUCCGACUCGGACCUCUCCGGCAUCUCCUCCCCGGACACUUUGUCCCCGGUUCACUCCAUGGACUCCAGCUUGUCUCCGACCUACCGGCAGCCGCCUCAGUCCGCCCCCAAGACCACCAAGUCCGGAUACUCCCCGGCGAUGAAGGUUUCUUCCCGCUCCGGGUCGGGGCGGAAGACGGGCCGGGCCACGAGAACCCGCAGCAAACAGCGGGAGAGCGCCAGCGAGAAGGAGAAGCUGAGGAUGAGGGAUCUGACCAAAGCGCUCCACCACCUGCGCUCCUACCUGCCGCCCUCGGUGGCCCCUACGGGUCAGACCCUGACCAAGAUCGAGACCCUGCGUCUGGCCAUCCGCUACAUCUCCUUCCUGUCCGCCCAGCUGGGCCUCAGCGAGGAGGUCCUGUUCCAGAGGAGGGAGCAAGGAGACACCUCGGCCAGCGGCGCCUCCUCACCGGACAUCCUUGCCUACUUCCAGCGUGGACUCCCCGUGGUCCAGUCUAGCCCGCUGCAAGGCCAGAACCUGAACCAGAUCCAAAGCCUGUACUCCUCUGAGGGUCAGCCUGGAGUGUUGCAUUCUGGGAACUGUACUUUUGGACUGAGCAGCGCCCCUCAGAGAGAACCCAUGGUGCCUGCGGGAUCAUCUUCUCAGAUGGACGCCAACGACUACUGCAUCCCGUUGGUGCCGAGACACUACUGGGCCUAA
Messenger RNA from Doryrhamphus excisus (bluestripe pipefish), 747 nucleotides. RefSeq lists its product as uncharacterized. Gene Ontology annotation, molecular function: RNA polymerase II cis-regulatory region sequence-specific DNA binding; protein dimerization activity; DNA-binding transcription factor activity, RNA polymerase II-specific. Lineage: Eukaryota; Metazoa; Chordata; Actinopteri; Syngnathiformes; Syngnathidae. Gene Ontology annotation, cellular component: nucleus. The record is from RefSeq and is a predicted model, not a curated record. Gene Ontology annotation, biological process: somite rostral/caudal axis specification; heart morphogenesis; mesoderm formation.